Paramacrobiotus metropolitanus is the source of this 3730-nucleotide messenger RNA. RefSeq names its product atrial natriuretic peptide receptor 1-like. Bases 180 to 3470 code for a protein of 1096 amino acids. Lineage: Eukaryota; Metazoa; Tardigrada; Eutardigrada; Parachela; Macrobiotidae. Gene Ontology annotation, biological process: receptor guanylyl cyclase signaling pathway; cGMP biosynthetic process; protein phosphorylation. The transcript is spliced from 23 exons. Gene Ontology annotation, molecular function: ATP binding; peptide receptor activity; guanylate cyclase activity. The record is from RefSeq and is a predicted model, not a curated record.
CGUUGUGAUGCCAAUAAAACGCGGCCGUUUCGUGCCCAUUAUCAUGACAGCGUUUUGGAGUUUUAGCUGGUUACUUAUCGCACAACGCGUGUGCUGUAUACUUAUUGCCAUAUACUAUCCCAUUAAAUUAAGUGUGCACUCCAAUUAAGCAGGGAUGGGCCGGUGGGCCGCUAAUUACAAUGUCGAACACCUAUAUAUACACCAUGUCCAGAAUGUUAAAGCGUCCUAGACACAAUACCAAGCGUGUAUUAUGCCGUGCCGGUAUCAUGUUGCGCUGGAUGGUUUUGGUAUGGUCCACACUGCCACUGGUCAGCAUGGAGACGCUGCUGGCGUGUUUUAUGUCGGAAGGCGGUAGUGAUGAUCUGUUUUAUAAUUAUCAGCGGUCCGCCGCGGCCGUGGAGUUGGCGCUGGAGUAUACGAAUCAGGUUCUGCUGCCGGGAAAUAUCACUAUACAGCGGCUGCACGUGGAUCUGGGUCCCACAUGCCCCGAUAAAGUGCAUGUGGUCAGUUAUGCCAUGCAGCUGAUGGAGAGCGGUAUCAAGUGCGAUGUCUAUGUUGGACCGGGAUGCAGUGCCGCAGCGGAAGCAUUAUACGAUAUUGCCACCUACUAUAAAACUUUAAUCAUCGGCAUGCCAGCCGGUGGAGUGGGGACGCUGGCACCGAAAAAAGACUACUCGUAUCUGACACGUAUAUCCCUGACACAUGUCAACACCGCACAAGUCCUUCUCCGGUUUCUCCGCUGGCGCAACUACACCGACAUCACCAUUAUUCAGGAUACGGCGACCAAUUUUUACCAGCAAAUGGGCAUGGUCUUCCAGAUUAUUUACGAUUCCGACGCCAUGGACUUAGCCGUUACCACUAAAUGGCGGAUGAUUAAUUCCAGUAAUGUGGACGAGGUUGGCACGAAACAGUUUCUGGAGGAGAAUCAGAACCGCUCCAGAGUGUUUCUCUUAUUGAUGCCAUCGGCGGCACUCCGAAAACACAUGAUAUGGGCGGAUAAGCUGGGAAUGACUAAUGGGGAAUAUGUAUACGUCGGAGUUAACAUAUUCCCGAGCCGGAUUUGGGGAAACUUCUCAUCCGAAGUCGGCGGCAAAAACGACGAGGUGGCGAAGAAUGCUUAUCGAUCGCUGUUAAUGGUUGGCUUAUCUCUCACUUCCGGCGGCUCUUACGAAAUGUUUUCUUCCGCUGUCAAAAAAUUAUCCACCACAGUGUACAAUUAUACAUACAAACCGGAGGAUGAGGUGAACAUCGUAACCAGCCAUUUCUACGACUCAGUUAUCUAUUAUGGAUCACUCAUUCGUGAUGCGGUUAAUGCCGGGAAUGAUUACCGUGUCACCGAAAACCUUAUUGCACUGUAUCAGGAUGGAAAUUAUUCCUUCCAGAGCCCGGUGAACGAUCUGGUCCAUAUUAACCAAAUCGGCGACCGGCAAAGUGCCUACAAAAUCCAAACUUACGAUUACCUACGUGGUGACUUUGAUGAUUUUGUGACGGUCACACCCAACUUUGACUUCGUUAUCCGCGGUGAGAUUUUCUGGCCCUCGGGCAACGCAUCCCUCCCGGACAACACCCCAACAUGCGGCUUCAAGGGCAAUAAUCCAGCCUGCAUCAAGCCCGUACCCCCCGCUACUAUCGCCGUUAGUGUGGUGAUUCCUCUGGCUGUCAUUCUCGCGGGAGUGAUUGUGGGAAUUGUCCGCUUUCGCAAAUAUGUGGAACGGAAUUCCGAUCCAUUCUGGUGGCGGAUAUUUGUUACGGAGCUGUCGAUUCAGGGAAAUACGACCAAGUCUAUGGCCGGAAGUCAGGUGGCCUCCACAAUCAAAAGCCACGUAUCCAUGGUGGACAAGCAAUCGGUGAAACAGGAUGACGACGCGACGACAUAUGUCAAAGCCGUAUCAACACCUGGAGCACCCAUUCGUGCUAUUUACAACGGAAAUGUCGUCCAGCUGAAACAGCUGCCGGAACCGCGGCUAAGAGUUACUCCCGUUCUAGGCAAAAGCCUCCAUUUGAUUAAACGGAUCCAGCAUCAAAAUGUGCAGAAAUUUUCCGGAAUUGCGGUUAAUGAUGACAACCACUGCGAAUUCAUAGUGGGGGAAAUGUGUUCCAAAGGGUCGCUGACGUUCCUCUUACAAGAGAAUCAUAUGAAUCUCGACUGGGAAUUUAAAGCUGCCUUGUUUAAAGAUCUAACAGCGGGCAUGAAUUACCUGCAUUCCAGCAGCCUGGUAUCCGUGGGCAAUUUAACCUCGCAUACCUGUCUGGUGGAUAGUAAUUUUGUCCUGAAGAUAUCCGAAUACGGCAUGUACUACUUCCGCCAGGAAGAGGAUCUGGCGCCGGUGACCGAGCACGAUCGGGAGGGCCGCGAUUACGAAACGCUCCUCUGGCGUGCACCAGAACUCAUGCGCCGCCACAUGCCACCGGAAGGGACACCGAAAGGUGAUGUAUAUAGUUAUUCCAUAAUUGUCCAACAAAUAUUGCUCAGAGCACCGCCGUUCCGGAAUGGAUUUCAUGAUCCCGGUUUGACCACGUUGCUGGACAGAGAAAUUAUUAUGGAGAUUAAACGCGGUACCGUGCCUCCCUUGCGACCACGCAUCCCGCUGACAGCCUGUCCGGCGCAUUUCCGUGACCUUUUAGAGCAGUGCUGGGAUGAAAAUCCACUGUUGCGCCCGGCGUUCCAGCGCAUCCGAGAAGUCCUGACCAAACUGCUUGGACGAGCGGGCGAUAAUAUUGUUGAUUACCUGAUCCGCACCAUGGAGAAAUACGCGUCCAAACUGGAGGCGGAGGCCGAGGAAAAAAUGCGUCAGUUUAUGGAAGAGAAACGCCGAUCGGAAGAUAUCCUCAGCCAAAUAUUGCCCAAAUCAAUUGCUGAACGGUUAACCAAAGGUCAAACAGUGAUCCCGGAAACGUACGGCAGCACAACGGUGUAUUUCAGUGAUGUGGACGGUUAUUCAGAGCUGACCACUGAAGCCACCACACCUCUGGAUGUUGUCCAGAUUCUCAACACCUUGUAUACUGUCAGCGACACGAUUAUCGAGAAAUUUGAUGUGUACAAAGUGGAAACGGUUAAAGACUCCUAUUUGGUUAUAAGUGGGCUUCCAGUACGCAACGGCAUAAACCAUGCUUCUGAAGUGUCUUCCUUGGCUCUGACCCUACGCCGUGAAAUAAAUUCCCUAAAAAUAUCGGGUUUAAGUUUUCAGACUAAGCGAAAACUCCUUUUGCGUGUUGGCCUACAUUCAGGUCCCUGUGUAGCGGCAGUGAUCGGAUUAAAAAUGCCAAGAUAUUGCUUAUUCGGAGAUACAGUGAACACCGCCAGCCGAAUGGAGUCCCACGGGGAACCUGGAAAAAUUCAGAUGAGCAUAUCGACAAAAGAGUUACUGGACCAAAUUGGCGGCUACAUUGUGGUAAGCCGGGGCGUCAUUACCGUCAAAGGCAAAGGUCCUAUGGAGACAUUCUGGCUGGCUGGACGCGAUCGGGAAUAAUAUUUGCGAUACGCAUUCGGUUGUCUUUUUUAAAUUGGCCUCAAAUUAAAGGCUAGUUAAAUUUGUUCUUGUUAAAUAUUGCAUUGUUUCUCAGCUCCGUUCCUCUUGAUAUACAUAUUUUUGUCAGAUUGGUAGUUAAUAGUUAUACUGCAUUCUGCCGGCACUGAACGCUGUGAUGCGAAGUUGUAUAAAUUUUUGCUAUGUUUGAAUGGUCAUAUUUAUGAGAAAACAGACAGUUCACACAGAUAGAGAAAUAUUGU